Molecule: messenger RNA, 1305 nt
Organism: Coregonus clupeaformis (lake whitefish)
Lineage: Eukaryota; Metazoa; Chordata; Actinopteri; Salmoniformes; Salmonidae
Product: neurofilament medium polypeptide-like
Exons: 4
Coding region: 1-1305 (434 amino acids)
Biological process (GO): neurofilament bundle assembly
Cellular component (GO): postsynaptic intermediate filament cytoskeleton; intermediate filament; axon
Molecular function (GO): structural constituent of cytoskeleton
Source: RefSeq, a predicted model, not a curated record
AUGGAUGUCAACGUCGACUACCGCAUCUAUGAACAGAGGAUAUGCGACAACGCUGAAGAACGAAUUCGGAUCCGUUCCGGAGAGCUUUUUGAUUUCUCAAACCAAUUUACCGGGGUGUUGACGAAAAUGAAUGAGAAAGAACUGCUCCAUGGGCUGAACGACCGUUUCGCCGGAUUCAUAGAGAAGGUGCGUCAUUUGGAGCAUCAAAAUGAAUUGCUCGAGAGGGAAAUCGAGGAAAUCAAACAGAAGGCACAGUCCCCUGCGUCUCUGGCCCAGGAGCACGAGCCGGAGCUUAUGGAUCUGAGGAAACGAGUUAAUGACAUCACCCUUCAGAAGCGUCAGAUCGAGAUAGAGCAUCAGAACCUGGAGGAAGAUUUCCUCACCUUGAGAGACAAGUACGAGCAGGAGGCGCGUGACCGAUCGGAUGCAGAGAACGGCAUCCUUGUGCUGAAAAAGGACGCCAACGAUGCAUACCUCGCCAAACUUGAGUUGGACAAGAAAGCGCAGUCUCUAGUGGACGAGAUCCACUUCCUGAAGAAGAACCAUGAGGACGAGGUAUCGGAGAUGGUGGCCAAGAUCCAAGAGGCUCAGGUAACGGUCAAGGCGCACGACUUUGGCAAACCCGAAAUCACUGCGGCUCUCCGGGACAUCCGUGCACAGUUAGAAGGUCACGCUGCCUCCGACAUUCAGCAGGCGGAGGAGGGCUUCCGUGUCCAGUUCGCAAAGUUAACCAAAGCGGCAGAGAGCAACAGAGAGGUGCUGAAGGCGACCCAGCAGGAGAUCCAGGAGAAUAGAAGGUGCCUGCAGGGAAAAAAUAUUGAACUGGACUGCGGGAAUGGAACGAGAGAGGCCCUGGAAAAACAACUACACGAGUUGGAAGAGCGUCACUAUGCGGAAAUGAUUCAUUACCAGGACACUAUCAGGCAGCUGGAGAAUGAGCUGACCAAUGCUAAACUAGACAUGUCUGGCUACCUGAGAGAGUACCAGGACCUGCUGAAUGUCAAAAUGGCUUUAGAUGUGGAGAUUCUCUCUUACAGGAAACUCCUGGAGGGUGAGGAGUCCCGUCUGUACACCAUCUCUGACACCCACAUCUCCAUGCCCUGCAUCUACAACCAGCCCCCCGUCUACACCCUGCCUUGCCUGGCCCGGAAGGGAGGUCCCACACGCAGAUCUGUGCCCCAGUACAAGUUUGUAGAGGAGAUCAUAACUGAGACCACCAGAGAGGUGGAGAUGUCAGAGAUCGAGGAGACAGGCUCCGAGGAGACAGGCUCCGAGGAGACGGUCGGGGACAGGGAGAGGAGCUGA